AUGAUACCACAAGAGUUAUUCUCUAGCUAUCCAGUAGAGAUCCCAACAACUCUUAUUGGUAAACAAGCAUGGCGAAUCCUCUCUAGUCAUGACACUCUUCUUACUAAAGUAUACAAAGGAAGAUAUUUCCCUGCUGGGGAUUUUUUGGGUGCUUCCUUGGGAACAAACCCCAGUUUUAUUUGGAGGAGUCUUGUGUCGUUGAAGGAGUUGCUUCAGCUUGGACUUCGUUGGCGUAUUGGGAAUGGCUAUUUUAUUAACGUUUGGAAGGACCCUUGGUUAAAUUGUGAUGAGUUUUACAAAGGAAGAUAUUUCCCUGCAGGGGAUUUUUUGGGUGCUUCCUUGGGAACAAACCCCAGUUUUAUUGGGAGGAGUCUUGUGUCGUUGAAGGAGUUGCUUCAGCUUGGACUUCGUUGGCGUAUUGGGAAUGGCUAUUUUAUUAACGUUUGGAAGGACCCUUGGUUAAAUUGUGAUGAGUUUUUCAGAGUUCCAGUGGAACCUAUACCUGGUUUUGAAGACUUGAGAGUUGUUGAUUUGCGUGAAUCCAUGGCUGGCAGCUGGAAUAUUGAUCUAGUUAGAGGGUUGUUUCCUCCUGCUGUUGCUGAUAUUGUCCUUUGUAUGAAGUUGAGUUGUAGGGAUUGUGAGGAAAGGCGAGCUGCAGCAAAUGAGGUGGUGUGGAGACAUAUGUGGGAGUUACAAGUCCCGCCUAAGGUUUCACAUUCCUGUGGCGUGCUUGUCAUGAUAAUUCAGUCUAAGAGCCGACUGUGUAGGAAAGAUUUGAAUAUUGAUGGCCGGUAUUUGGUGUGCAAUGAGGACGAGCCAGCAAUACAUGCUUUGGUGUACUGUUCGGUGGCUGUCUCUUGCUGUGCAGGUUGCCGACUGUGGACUCAGGAUCUUAUUGUAGAGGGUAUUAAAUACUGGCAAAAGCUGGUGUGGGAUAGGGGUGAGAUGGUGGAUAGGGCGGAAGCAGCUGUGAUAGCAUGGAAUAUCUGGAACUGCAAAAGUAAGCAUAUUUGGCAUGGCAUCCAAUCAUCGCCGUCGGUGAUUGUUAGUUCUGCGUUGAGCAUCCUUCAUGAUUGGCAGUCGGCUCAACUGGUUUUCACUCCCUUGAGUUCAACGUUGCACACUCCGACUAUUCCUCAGAAAUGGCAGCCACCUCCUACGGGGUUGGUGAAGUGCAAUGUCGACUCAACCACCUUUAAGCAGCUAACAGUGGAGACCAUUGGCCAUAGGGAGGUUGUAUCAUGGCUGAAGCAGAUAGGCUUGGCUGGAGUUAUUGUGGAGUUGGAUGCUCAAGUAGUCUGUAAGGCUGUCAAGGGACAUGUUGGGUAUGCUGGUUCAAGAUUGUAA
Molecule: messenger RNA, 1347 nt
Organism: Jatropha curcas
Lineage: Eukaryota; Viridiplantae; Streptophyta; Magnoliopsida; Malpighiales; Euphorbiaceae
Source: RefSeq, a predicted model, not a curated record